This is a messenger RNA of Clupea harengus (Atlantic herring), 3537 nucleotides long. It is a transcript of the gene bag3, whose product is annotated as BAG cochaperone 3. Gene Ontology annotation, molecular function: protein-folding chaperone binding; transcription coactivator activity. NCBI's taxonomy places the organism in Eukaryota, Metazoa, Chordata, Actinopteri, Clupeiformes, Clupeidae. The record is from RefSeq and is a predicted model, not a curated record. Gene Ontology annotation, biological process: positive regulation of transcription by RNA polymerase II; hippo signaling. Gene Ontology annotation, cellular component: nucleus; cytoplasm.
AGGAAAACAGUAAUGAAGGUCUAUGUUAAACUAUGAAAGGGAAUAUUGUGUCUAUGUCUAUUCAUUUUUUGUGCAUGUUAGAACAAAAUCUUGAAGUUAAAAUUGCUCGAGGGGCCUAUAUAGAGAAAUGUUGACGCCCAUUCACAUUUUUAGUAAAACAAAACACCACGGUAUUCCCUCAACGUGGGGAAAUUACCGGACCAUGUUGUAACAGGGACGGCGAAAUAUAGCUAUAACUGGACGCUUGGUACUUAGUGUCAGAUUUCAGAUUUAAUGGUUUAGCUGCCGCUGGGCUAUUGCAGUUGGACGUUGACUGAUAUAUGUUAAACAGCUGACAUUAAUCGAACAUUACUACAUUCUACUAUAAGCUGUCUAAUCAAGGAGGUCGCCUGUUGAACAAGACCCUAGGAGAGCUAGAACUUUCCCCCCUUACUAACUAGUUGUGCUUUCAUCGAGCGCAUUCUGGAAGGCCAACCCCUCUUCUGCUACGUCACUGAAUUGAUUCUUUAAAGCAUCCGCGGAGUUAUUGCCAUGGCUCAAUAUUCAAGACCGAGGAUUUCUCAGAGCAUGAAGACGCAGUCUCCAAUGGUUGCAAUGGCCACAAACGACCCUCUUCCUCCGGGUUGGGAAAUUAAAAUUGAUCCACAGACUGGAUGGCCAUUCUUUGUGGAUCACAACAAUCGGAUAACUACAUGGAAUGAUCCAAGACACGAUGGUAAAAAGAUCAGCCCGGCAUCCCCAAAUGGGCCUUGUAUUCCCAUUGAGGCUUUCCCACAGGAGGCCCAGAAGGGCUUUGUCAGAGAGAUGAAGCAUCCUGUUCUCCGCCAAGGCUACGUCCCCAUUGCAGUGCACCAUGACAAUAUUGAUCUCCGCCAGCCCUGUUUCUCCUACGUCCAGCCAUCUGGCCUACAGAACAUCAGAGCAGACGGACGCACUCCCUCCCCUACGCCAACAAUACACUGCCGGGCCCGAUCUCCCGUGCACAUCAACUCAGAGAGUUUCCAUGGUGAUCCCCACUGUACAUCGUGCUCACCUGUUUCACAAGGACCAGAGGUUCAAGGAAUGAGUCCACACACAGUCCCACUCCUCCAGCCCUCUCGACCCAGCAGCACUGGUCUCCAGGCAGGCUACAUCCCCAUUCCAGUUAUUCAUGAGGGGGCAGGAGGUGCAACACAGCCUCAGAUGAACCCCACUUACCACUCCCAGUAUUACCCUCCCGCGCACACAGAGUACCAGCCCUCCUACCACUGCCGGCAACCAGAGGAGCGGGGAGGCAUACAUCACGGGCCCAUGUCAGUCCCUCGAGAUAAUAGAGUACAUCGUGAGAGUGCGCUCCCUAUCCACAUCACACAGAGCCGUGACAUGCCACCCCACAUGAGAGCCCAGUCACCAGUCAGAUCACAAGUUAUGGGAGAGAAGCCACAGGUGCAGCAUCAGAUUUCACAGAGAGAUGCUGCCCCUAAAAUGGAAAGGGAGUUUCCCAUCAGCCAAGCAGUUCAGAGUGAGGAUGUUCAUAGACCCACAGCUGGAACACAACAACCACAACACCAGCCACAGCCAGCACCAACUCAGCAAGUACAUCAACAACCACCACAGCAAACAUAUCAACAACCACCACAGCAAGCCUAUCAACAACCACCACAGCAAGUGUAUCAGCAACCACCACAGCAAGUGUAUCAGCAACCACCACAGCAAGCGUAUCAACAACCACCACAGCAAGUGUAUCAGCAACCACCACAGCAAGCGUAUCAGCAACAGCCACAGCAAGCAUAUCAACAACAACCACCACAGCAAGCAUAUCAACAACAACCACCACAGCAAGCAUAUCAACAACAACCACCACAGCAAGCAUAUCAACCACCACCACAGGCCCCACAACAGCCCCAGCAUCAGCCACAAGAGACUGCCAAGAUCACCAUCCAUGUCCCAGACAAAUCAGACCAUCAGGAGCCAGUUGCUCCACCACAAGAGGUUUUGCCACCAAAAGCAGAGCCUGAGGUUUCAGCUGAGCUGCCACCUCCAAGUCAUCCUGGCCUGAUCAAAGUGCAGAAGACUGUGGGGCGGGUGGACAAACUGGCAGAAGAGGUGAAGUUAUUCAAUGGCAAAAAGAAUGACAAAAAGUAUAUGCUGCUGGAGGAGAUGUUGACCAAAGAGCUACUAGCCCUGGACUCGGUGGACCCUGAAGGGCGGGUGGAUGUACGCCAGGCAAGACGAGAUGGUGUCCGCAAAGUCCAGACCAUCUUAGAGUACCUAGAGACUCUGGGUGAUCAGCCACCACCCUCAGAGCCCGAGGCUGCGCCUUCAAGUGAGAGCUCUGUGGGUGAGGUCACCAGUCUAGAACAGAAAGGCGAGCCAAGUAUGAUCAGCCAGGUAGAUGUAGAGAUGGCAAAGGAAAUAUCCUAAUGACUGUGGAGCCAAAGAGAUUGAAAUGUCAGUUGCUGAAUACAAGAACUUUGGAAUGUCGUCUUGUCCAUCUUCUGCUUCUCACCUGCCAUCCCUUGCUAUCCUUAGUUUGUACUGCUGCGGUUGAGUUGCAUGCUUAAAUUAUUUAAUGUUUUCUGCUCUCCAACAUUUAAUGUGAUUGGUUGCUGAGUGUGAUUCUGUGUUAUAUGAUGUAAAGCAGUGUUGUUGCCUUUCACCAAGCUAAUUACCUUGUAGCAGGACCAUAGUUGUGACAGCUAUAUCCAGAAAUGAGAUUUAUCGAAGUGGCCUUCAUCGAAAAGCAAAUAUUUGUUUUUGACGUAGAUCUUUGACUUUUUUGUCCUUUUUACAAUUGAGUGGUGACUGUGAAGCUUGAAUUCAAAGAUGAAAUGCCCAGAUUCUAUUUUUUGUUGGUGAAAGGGCUAUUGGCUAAAUAAAAGUCAAAUUUGAGCCUGCACUCAGUUUUAUUCAGGUUCUUUAAAAGAGCAUAAUUUUCUAACCAAUCACCAUCACUUUAUCACUGGUGGAUAUGUUAUGAUCACGGUAGUAUUUGCUGUAUUUUGUUGUGGAUUUUUUGGGGGAAUUCUUUGAUCAUAAAGUUAUCAUGUCAGUGGUAUUACUGUGCAGCUCUCAGUUUACCCAUAUUUGGCUGCUUCUCCCAAUGCCUGUUUUAUGAUAUUGGCACUUCUAUCACUAUAGUAUUGAAAUAAGUUUACAAAUGAAUAUUACUGUCAAUUAUAUUCAUAUUAAUGAUUAUAUAUUUUUACUCAAUAUUUUUGUGCCAAAUGUUUUUACAAUGCGAAGAUCUAUUGUAAAAGCAGCCCAUGAUGUCCAUUAAAAUGUGUGAGAAAUACAUAUAUGUAUGUGGAUGGUAAAAAUAUAUAAAUGUAUAUGUCAAAUUCUAAAUCUUACAUGGUCACUGGUCAAUGUGAGCCACAUUAUCUGCAUCAGGUGUCAGUGGCUACGGUGUAGCAAGAGAAUGCAGCAUUGGUUGCAGUGUGUCUGUGAAACUGUACACAAUGUUCCUCACAGCUUAAAAGUUGCAAUUUGUGGCAGUGUUGACAUCUUGAGGUCAUAGCUGCAUGGCUGUGAAUAAAAUGUUUCUGAAAAUGCUAA